AUGAUGAGCGCAGCAUCCUUCUCGUUGCCUCUGGGCGAGCGCCCGUCGUAUUAUCGCACUCCUUCUCCUCCGCGACGCGCCGUGGAGCCGAUCACACCGUCGACAGCCGAAUUUCGAGCAUCCUGGGCUGAACGCGGCCCUCCGCCUACAGCCGUCCUCGAAAAUGAUCAAAAUUCUCAAAAUUCUGUUCAACCUAUACCUGCGGAUCCUGGGCGCCAUCAACGGUCAGGUCAUGGACGCUCAAAUUCGACAAUUGACACCCUUGCCACGAUAGCUCUCGCAACAAGCCCUACUUUCGCACCUCCCCCCGCCCCCUCCUCUCCCGACUUUCGAUCGACAUUUCCUCUCUUUCCCAAUGAGUCGCAAGACUCUGAGCGACCUCUCAAGCGAUCUCGGUCGGAACGGCAAUCGUCUCCGUAUCAAUCGCCUCCCUCUUCUUCCCACGCGCCGCCGCCACCAAGCGGAAGUUUACAACACUCCGCUCUGGACAGUAUGAAGACUGAUGCCGAGCUACUUCUCAACUUCGCUCGACCAUCCAAUUUCUGGCCAAGUGGACAUCAUACAAAACGGGUCAGCAUUGACGAAUCCUAUCACAACCACAACCACAACCACAACCAUGGCUGGGGCAGCGACAUGGUACGCUACGAUCGACUAGAAUCCUCCCAUGCUUCACAACCAUUCCUGCCGGAGGAUAGGAAAGCCUCAUUCAAUCACAGCGACAACCACAUCCCUCCGUCCCGAUUGCGAUCACGAUCCGAUGGAUCAACCUUCCUGUCCCGUCCCAUGAUCCGCGGGGUGCGACCUACGACAAGUACUGGGGCGCUACCGCCGGUUCUUUGGGAAGAAGAAGAAGAUGAUGCACAUGCGGCAAUGUUGGAAGACUCACGUUAUGUAAGCUACGCCGAUCAGAGACAUGGCGAGUUUGAUCACAACAAUCAUCACAAUUCAACGAAAGUCCGUCCAAAGGUUGAAGAAGAUAUGAGAGGCGACACCACAAAUCAAGCGAGCUGUGCCGCAUGUUACAUGGUCCGAAUACCAGUCGACUCGGAAGAGCCGCUAGAAGAAGAUACGUGGAUUGGCUGCGAUGGGUGCAAGCGUUGGUUCCACAUCGUCUGCGCCGGGUUCAAGAAUGAUCGGGAGGUCCGCACAGUCGAUAAGUUCAUUUGUCGAGCCUGUCGAGCCGCUCACGGGCAAACGACGUUUGUUCGCAAAUCAUCCAGAGCUCGGACUGCUAUUGAUUACGCCGGUCUCAAUCAAGGACUGGUCAAAGCUGCUUCGGACUCGGCGGAGCACCACUAUCUUGAACCCAUCCGCCAAGGAAAGAUCCGAUUCCUUCCUGAGUCUUUUCCCCGUAUGAGGCCGGAGCUUGUCACUGCCGAAUACUUUGAACGCGGGAACGGCUGGACUGAACCCGUCGUCAUUCCUGCUGUCUGGAAUCACCGAGAAGCCGUACCGGAGCUCGACGAAGACUUUGCUUCACUAGUGGAGAGUGCCUCGACCCGCGAAAUGUUUGAUGAAUUACUUGAACAUAUCGACGAGCAUCAAACGAGUGUCGAGGAGACUGUCGACUGCGGACAAGAUCAACUGGAUAUGGUUGUUCCUCAAGGGUUAACAGUCCGGGCCGUCGCCGAGCUCUAUGGCCCAGAAGAAAGGGUCGAGGUGAUCGAUGUCAAGUCACAGCAAGGUGAGGACAAGCGGUGGAACAUGCAGAAAUGGGCCGAUUAUUACGAGAGUAAUGAGCCCGACAAGCCCGUGAGGAACGUGAUCAGUUUGGAAGUCUCGCAGAGCAAAUUAGGCAGACUGAUCAGGCGGCCCAAAGUCGUACGCGACCUCGAUUUGCAGGAUGAAGUCUGGCCAGACGAGCUCAAAGCGAUUGGCGACUACCCCAAAGUCCAGUUCUACUGCCUGAUGUCUGUGGCUGACUGUUACACCGACUUUCACAUCGACUUUGGAGGUUCCUCCGUCUACUACCACAUUCUCAAAGGCAAGAAGACCUUCUUCUUCAUUCCGCCCAAGGACAAACAUCUCAAGAAGUAUGAAGAAUGGUGCAAGUCUCCUGCACAAGAUUCGGUCUUCCUAGGUAAUCAAACAAAGGAGUGCUAUCGCGUGGAUCUCUCUGCGGGCGAUACCAUGUUGAUCCCAUCAGGCUGGAUACAUGCGGUCUGGACGCCGGAAAACAGUCUGGUAAUCGGCGGCAAUUUUUUGACCCGGCUGAACUAUGGCAUGCAAAUCAAAGUUCUCAACAUUGAAAAAGAGACCAAGGUGCCCAUGAAAUUCCGCUAUCCGUUCUUCCAGAAGAUCCAGUGGUACACUGCCUUGCGUUAUCUGGAGCAAGAUCCAGUUCCUCAGAGCGUGAUGGAUGCAUUCUUGCAGGAUGAGAACUACAGGUUUCACAGACAGCAACCGAUCUAUUACGAAUUUGGAGAUCAUGUUCACCGGGAACAGCCAGGGACUGCCUAUUACAAUGCCCGACUAUAUUCACAGGCUGAACUAGAGGGCUUGCCGGAGCUGACCAAGUACCUCCUGCGAACUGCACUUAUCGCUAGCUCGUACAAUGUUGAGGGAGUGACUGUCGAAAGUCGGAAUGCGGUUAGACGGUCUAUUCCCAAAGGCAUCGCCGAUCCUGUCGAUAUGAUCCGAACGUUCGGUAUAUGGGUUGCAUGGAAGCGCGGCAAUGAGAAGGCGCCUCAAUGGAUACGACCAGGUGUCAUUGAAUCCAAUCCCAAAGUUCCACUCAACGAGAAAAAGUCUGCCGGGCGCCCAAGCCGCCGAUCGGAACGCAAUGUUGACAACCAACGCACCUAUGCUGAGAGACAGGCAGUUCAGCGGCCAUCAGACGAUAUUUCCGAUAUGCCUGCACCUCAAAUCAACAACGCUGCUGUCCUGGCAACCGAUGAGAGUGAAGCGCCUGCGGCCCCUGCUUCCGCUGCCGCUCCCGCUCCCGCUUCUGCCGUGGAAGUGAUCGUUCGAGAACCUCAAUUUCCCUCAAAGCCUCGACCUGCUCAACGUGGUUCCGGACUAGGUCCGAAGCGAGUUGCAUGUGAUGCAUGUCGUCGACGUCGAAUUCGUUGUCGACACAAGGAUGAGCCGAGCGAUUCCGGCAAUUUAGGCGCUCACGUGGGUAUGAAUGGUCUGGGUCUUGCGUCAGGUCUUAGCAAUACGUCGUCAUUAGCACAGGAUGCUGUGUCGGCACUUAACUCAUUGGCUGCCAUUGCUUCCCAAGCUGGCUUUCAAAGUAAUGGUGUUGUUGGGUUCGAUAAAUUUGACGGCCCUGGCAAAUUUCAUUCAACGGUACUGGGUGCCUCUGGUGUGGCGACCAACGGGCUUAGCGAGCUGAGUCCGGACGGUGCAAACGGCGGCAAGAAAGGUCGAAGCAAAGCUUGUGACGACUGUCGAAAGAGCAAGCGCCGAUGUAUACAUGAUGAAUUUGGUCGUGUCGAUCCUAUCAAAGCACAAGAGAGGUCGAAACCCCGUGGGACAGCCGCGUCGAAACGACCCCGACCCAAUGAAGAUGAGGCCGUAUCGGCACCUUCCAAGAAGGCCAAGCAGGAAAGCGUGUCCCCAAACAUUCAUCCCUUGCAAUACGAAGAUUAUCAAGCUACUGCGGUUCUGCACGACGCGCAAAGCGCCUACGACGUACUGAGCCAUUCCCACGUUCAAUCAAGCCUGGUCGCGGAUGUUGUAACCGUCGGUCAGGCUCUUUAUGCAUCCCCGCCUGUUGCCCACGUUGAUUCGAUGGACAUAAAGGAUACAAGUGCCUUGGCUGCCCCUGAAAACCCCACUUCUACAUCCCUUGUCUCUCCACCAACGUCGCUGGUCGACGAGAUGGACACGGUUCAGGAUAGCGAGCCAGUGACAUCGGUAGAGAGCGAAGCUCUUGGUGCGCUUCACACACCUAACUCGAGCUCACGCCAUUCGUCUCGACAACCUCGCCAUGUGGAACGCCUUGUUGGAGAAAUGCCCUCAUCUCGCUCCUUGCAUUCUGCUACGCGCCCGGGUGCUUCACAGGUCAUUCCUGGCCCCUCCACAGCUCGAAAAUCAUCUCCUCGCCCAUCAUCAUCCCAUGCCAAGAAGAGUUCACCCAUGGUUGAAAAGCACUUUGAUCGACACGCGACGACGUCCCUCUCGCCGCGUCAGUCCAAACACAACAAGAAUCGUACAAAGGAAGAUGCUGACGCUGAGAGUCUACGACUGAUCCGUGAGCUUCAAGAAGAAGAAUUCGGACUCAGGAGGAGACGCGGCUAG
This is a messenger RNA of Penicillium diatomitis, 4245 nucleotides long. RefSeq names its product [Histone H3]-lysine-36 demethylase (gene jhd1). Gene Ontology annotation, biological process: regulation of transcription by RNA polymerase II; protein demethylation. The record is from RefSeq and is a predicted model, not a curated record. The transcript is spliced from 2 exons. Lineage: Eukaryota; Fungi; Ascomycota; Eurotiomycetes; Eurotiales; Aspergillaceae. The coding region runs from base 1 to 4245 and encodes 1414 amino acids. Gene Ontology annotation, molecular function: histone demethylase activity; transcription coregulator activity.